CUGUGAUCUUUUCGUCAUGACGUCUACGAAGGCAGCGUUCACGUUCCCCGAGCACUACGGCUUCCCCCCAUUCUUCACGCUUCAGCCAGUUCGGUCGACGCGCGAAAAGCAGUUGAUCUUAUGGAAGGCGCUUGUGUUGGAUUACCACAAGUCGAUGAACCAGCCUGUGCUGACGCCGAAUUCAAGCCCCAUCUUUGAGAACCAACAAAUCAACCGUAAACUGUCCAUGGAGGCACGGACGGCCAUCGUCACGUAUCUCGUGCGGUGUGGGAACGCCGAGUGGGAGGACGACACCCACACGCGAUUGCGCAUUUUCUGGAAACCCCCGGCAGAAUGGGCGGCUGAAAUAUACACAUUUGCCACCGACCGCGGUAUGAUCAGCAACGUGUACACAGUGUACGAACUCCAUUCAGGCGAAGAAACGCAGGGCGCAAGUACGUGCGCCUUGGAUUUUCAAGAUUGUGUCUCAUGCUGCCUUAGGUUUCUAUGGUUUGGAGCCGUGGCUCCUUCGCAAAGCGUUGGAGAUCUUGGAGCACGAAGCAAAGGCUGCCAUAAUCCAUGGAGACACGCCGGAAAACGAUGGUGUGAAAUUCCUGGCCACCGCAUAAGCAGUUUAAUAUAGCUAAAUCCAAUGGUGUUUUGUCCAUGUGCACAG
Aphanomyces astaci is the source of this 655-nucleotide messenger RNA. RefSeq lists its product as hypothetical. The record is from RefSeq and is a predicted model, not a curated record. Gene Ontology annotation, molecular function: structural molecule activity; protein homodimerization activity. The transcript has 5 exons. Gene Ontology annotation, cellular component: ESCRT II complex. The coding region runs from base 17 to 622 and encodes 201 amino acids. Gene Ontology annotation, biological process: protein transport to vacuole involved in ubiquitin-dependent protein catabolic process via the multivesicular body sorting pathway. Lineage: Eukaryota; Oomycota; Saprolegniomycetes; Saprolegniales; Verrucalvaceae.